Molecule: messenger RNA, 1569 nt
Organism: Stylonychia lemnae
Lineage: Eukaryota; Ciliophora; Spirotrichea; Sporadotrichida; Oxytrichidae
Source: the annotation of a GenBank genome assembly
AUGGUGCAUACAAAAAAAGCUGAGUCUAAAAGGACAUUUAGACUACUAAUCAUUCAAGUUAUACUUGGUUGCGCUCUGACUCUCUUUGUUGCUUUUGCAUACAUCAAUAGCCUCUGGUCAUAAGAUUAUCUACAUAAUGUCCAGAAAUUCUGGGAAAAGGGGCCAAUCACAGACAUUAUACUAAAGUCUCAAUCAGACUCGAAAUCAAAUUUUGACACUAAUCCAUGUCCUGACGAUUAUGAGUUAGCAACCUAAUCUAAGUUUGCUGGUUAUGUUGCUGGAUGUGACUGUUCUAAAUCUGAUGAUGGAGAUUAUGAAGGCUUGAUUGUAGGUUCUUGUGAUUCGAAUUAGACAUUUGCUGGAUGUCGUGAUAUAGAUAGUCAAGAUCCAUUAGCUAUAUAGAUAUUCAAUGGCAAAAAUAUAUGUAUUUAAAGAGAUAAUGAUCUAAGCUUUUACAAUUUACAUAGGCCACUCAUUAGCUUAAAUGCUGAAUCCUAAAAACAUGAAGCCAAAUGCGAUUCAGGUUAUAAACUAUGUGGAUCAGAUGACCAAAAUCACGAAUAUCGACUUUGCGUCCUCGAAGACAAAUAAUGUCCAUUGUCUAAUAUAAAAUUUGAAAUAGAUGCAGAAUCAAGUGAAUCAAAAUUAGUAAAAGAGGACAAAACUACUUAACUACCAAUCAUUUCCCUUCAAAUGAGUGAAUAUGGUCCUCCAUGCAUUGUUGAGGAUGAGACUAAUGUAACUCCAGACAAGAAAGAGCACGAUUUAAUGCGGCCUGAAUUUUACGAAGGAUGUGAAACUGCUAUUGAGAAUUAAUACACUUAACCCGGUUAUAAGAAAGUUGAUGGUCAACAGCAAAUCUCAGAAUAUAAUAUAUUCUCAGAGAACAACGAUAUUUUAGAUAAACUAAAAGCCCUCUUAUAUUAUGAUGUAGGCUAGCACAAAAACUACUACUACAAUCUAUAUCAAAUGUCAUAUCCACACUGGAGUUAUAGUUGCCACAGCAAAGAUGAUAGAUUCCCAAUAACUCCUAAUGACAUUAAGAUAGUCAUUGCUAAUGCUAAGACUGUUAGAGAAUACGCUGUAACAUUAUUAAGUAUCGGAAUUAUAAUCACUAUCUCAUACCUAUUAAACAUGCUUAUUUUGUGGCUCAAUAUGAUUUAAACAUGCAGGAAGCAAAAUACAAGAAAUUGCAGUCUAUUUAGAUAUUUUUUCACACUUAUAGCAUCUCUUAUGGCUGGGGGCCUAUUAUAUUACAUGAUUGAAGAUUCAGAUAUGAGAACAUCUGAUUAUCUUUCAAAGAAUGAUUGCUCUAAUGACGAGAUUCUUAAUAACUCCUUCAAAACAAUGCAUGUUUACUUCAAGUCACUCAACAAAAAGCAUUAUGUCACAAUUAUAAUUAUUUUGCUAAUGAUUGCUUUGGACUUGGCAAUUAAGAUAAUCAAUUUUUACUAUGCUUAUCAAAAGAAAAAGAAUCUUAAAACUCAAUAGUUAUAGGAGAAUUUACUUGAUAAAAACGAUGAAGACAAUGAAAACAGCAAGACCACUCCUGGAAAUAACAUGUCCUGA